CGGCGUUCGCGAUGAAGACUCUGUGUCAGGCGGAACAUUACGUCGCUAUCGAACACAACCAGACCUGCGCCUCUGUCGAGUGGAUCGCCCAACAGCAAAACACAGACGGUAGCUUCAAGGAGAAGGCGUGGGUCACUCACAGGGAAAUGCUGGGCGGCAUCAAUGGUGACGUCUCUCAUGCAGCCUACAUCUUGAUAGCCCUGAUGGAGUGUGACUGCCCUGGGAAGGUCCAGAAAGAAGUGAUCGUCAAAACGAUGCGUUUCAUCCAGACACGAGUUGCCUUGACAGAUCGACCUUUGGCCUUGGCCACCAGCGCCUACGCCUUGACCUUAGCUGGAAGUAGGAUCAGUGAGGUUGUCGUAAAACGACUGAUGAUGUUGGCCAAGUCUUCUCCAGAGGGUUUCACCUACUGGGCUCCAGGCACGGACGAAGACUUCAAGGACCACGACAAGCCGUACUGGUUCGCCAAAAAGCCAGGAGCCCUAGCGGUGGAAGUGACAUCAUAUGCUCUCCUCACCCUGUUGGUGAGAGGUGACAUCAAGACCGGAACCAGUAUUGUUGGGUGGCUCACGCAACAGAGAAACUCACACGGAGCCUUCAUUUCUACACAGGACACUGUCGUCGGUCUCCAAGCCCUGUCCGAGUACAGCAUCAAGUCUUACUCCGCCAUCUUGGACAUGACUUGUCACAUUAGCUCUGAGGUUGAUGAUCGCUUCAGAAAGUCAAUCUCGCUCACCCCUGAAGACGCCAUGGUUCUGAAGUCGGUGCCGAAGGUUCCCACGGGUGGCAAGCUCCACUUCGAGGCUGAAGGUACCGGAGUAGGCCUGAUGCAGGUUGAGGUCCGCUUCAACGUCCCUAAUGACCUUGACCAGUGUCGGUUUGAUGUGAAGGUCAACACACACAGGCCCAACACACUGAUACAGAGCUUCUUUGGAGAAUCGAGAUCCAAGUGUGAGCCCUGUGACCUCGAGUGCGAAGAAGACGACUACGACGACAUCGACGGCGACGAGGGAGAUGAUGAUGAUUUUGAAAAUUUCACGUUCCCUCCUAUUGUUCCGAGGAUUCAAACCCUGUGGUACAAGAGGAAAUCGGGGGCUGGCAGCGCUACGCCUCGACCAUCGAAGAAACAAGGACCCGGUGUUGAGGACAACAUGUCUAGCGCCCAGACACCAAGAAUACCGUUUGGCUCCAAGAUGGGACGGCCCCGCUCUAGGCGUUCUGUGAAACCCUACAGUGACGUGGUCGUCUGUAUACAGGUGUGCGCCAGGUUCCUGGGGGUGAAGACGACAGGUAUGUCUGUGAUGGACGUUGGGCUGUUUACAGGGUUUGUCCCUAUCGAGGAGGACCUGAAGGCGCUGAAAGAGAAGGGCAGUAUUGAUCACUACGAGAAAUCCAAGAGAUCCGUGGUGUUGUACAUUGAUGAGAUCUCAAACACGCAGAGCAGCUGCGUGCGUUUCCGCGCCCGCCAAGAACACAUGGCUGAAAACAUCCAACCGGCCAAGGUGCAGGUCUUUGACUACUAUAACCCAGGUCGGUGUGCUUACUGCGAGGAGUCUUGGAGUGGACUUCGCUGGAUGGACAUGAUGAGGUUUGCCUGCAAAAAUGCUACGUAUGUGCUGGAGAUCAAGGCACUUGACCGUGAUCUUGAGAAGGCGGGAUUUGAGAGAAUCUUGGGACAGAUCUCGGACACUAGCGUUCAGCGUGGGCCGCACAAACUGCAGGUGGGAGACAAAGUCAUCCUGUUGAAGAGGGCGUCCUGUUUCUGCCCACGGGUGUCGCCGGGCAAGUCCUACCUCAUGAUGCUUGACGCUCCGAAACGCUUCCGGGACAGUGAUGGCAACCAGAUCUACGCCUUCCUCCUGGAUAAGACUAUCUUCGCCCUGGAAAACUUCAAGGUCAAGCAGAAGGGACUGACCAGUGCCCAGCGGUCUACAGCCAAGAGCGUCAGGCGUACGGUCAGGCGACUCAAAAGACGUGGCUGCUCGCGUGUGAAACACCGCAAGAAAAACCGGAGGGGGAAAGGAAGAGGGAAGAAAUCGGAGAGGGCGAACACGAGGAGGUCAUAGGUCACACAGAGGAGUAGUGGCAACUAUGGCAACGAGCCAGAGUUCUAACAGCCUCUGGAGAAAUUAUUGUGCUAGAGAUUAGUUUGCGAAAGUGAAGAAAACCAAUUUUUAUGACGUCAUCGGAAACUACGGUGGAAAACUUCUCUCAGUAUUAUCCUUCCAAAAGAGUAAUGAAAGCUGUGAUUUGUCAGAAUUACAAAUAGACCCUUACUUUAGUACAAAGAAGUUUAUGCAUAAUAUUUUUCGUUUUUCAAUGCACUGUGUAUUAUAAUGACCUUUCGGAAACACCAGAAUGAGGUGUUUCGAAAACAAAACACGUUCAGCAAUACAGGGUAUUCACUGACCACAUUUAUGUUACGAUUAGAAGUAUCACUAAUGUGCUUCAAAAAUGUAUCUUUAGUUCACCAGAUCUAUAUUGUAAAAAAGAAACAAACUUCUUUACCUAUACAUGCCGAAUUGCACCCAACAACAACGAGUGCUCCAAAGAAAAACAAAAUCUCAUUAAUUUAGUUAACGUAUGCAACCCCAGCAUUUUGUGAAGGAGAUUUUGUAAUACAAACAAAAGAUGUAAAAUAAAAGUUAUUAAAUGUAUACAUAGCCUACACGAAGCAACCGUUCCAUACUGCAGGCUGGUGACGACUAAAGUUUUUUUUUUUAAGAAAGAAAAAUUAACAUGAAUUAGUUUCAAACCGUUUGGCUUUGUAUAAAUUAUGUGGUCUUGCCAGUCGGCCCUACAGCUAAUGGUUUUCUGUGUAAUAUUAUCGUUGUCUGUUAACUAUGCAUCUUCCAUGUAUGUUAAAUAAUAAAACUAAUAAAGUCAACCCAAACUA
Molecule: messenger RNA, 2896 nt
Organism: Aplysia californica (California sea hare)
Lineage: Eukaryota; Metazoa; Mollusca; Gastropoda; Aplysiida; Aplysiidae
Product: complement C3
Cellular component (GO): extracellular region
Molecular function (GO): protein binding
Source: RefSeq, a predicted model, not a curated record